AUGUCUCCACGGUCAAUUACAGACGUGUCGCACCCAGAGUCCGAAGAAAAUGACCGUAUAAGCCCCGAAAGACCUUUCAGCGAUAACAGCGACGAUGAUUCCGAUCACAUCAAUCCCGAGGAUGUGACUUACGCUCCUAUCACCACCCCGGGUACCCACGACGAAGGCAGCGCAACUCUCCAAAAACAGCGCUCGAACGCGUCUAGAUCAUUUAAGUCCCUGGAACGCAGUUGGUCGUUGAACGACGGCGUCAGUCCUGGCGGCCCUGAAAUCGACGACGCUGCGGCGCCAAACGAGGAUGGAGUGUACACUGUGGGCUGGGAGGAGAAUGAUCCUAUGAAUCCGCGCAAUAUGAGUAAAGCCCGACGGUGGUUGAUUGUUAUUAUUAUUUCAAUGGGCUCGCUUUGCGUGACUUGUGCUUCUUCGAUGUAUACCACGACAUAUGCCCAAUUGAUGAAAGAAUUCGGGUGUUCGCGAGAAGUUGCGACUCUUGGAUUGUCUUUUUUUAUUUGGGGUCUUGGAAUUGGCCCGCUCUUUUUGAGUCCGUUAUCUGAGUUUUAUGGGCGGAGGAUCAUCUACAUUGUCUCAUUUUUUGCCUUUCUUGUUUGGCUGAUCCCAUCCGCGGUCGCUCAAAAUACUCAGACUAUGCUUAUCUCUCGGUUCUUCAAUGGACUGUCAGGCAGUGCUUUUUUGAGUGUCGCCGGAGGUACUGUAGGUGACAUGUUUGAUCGACAUGAGCUUGCCUUUCCCAUGAUGCUCUACACUGCGAGCCCUUUCGUUGGCCCCGAGGUCGGCCCUCUGGUUGGUGGCUUUAUUAAUGCAUUUACUACAUGGCGUUGGACAUUUUAUGUGCUCCUGAUUUGGACGGGAGUGCUGCUCGUCUCAAUGAUAUUCUUAGUUCCGGAGACUUAUCACCCAGUGCUUUUAAGGCAUAAGGCACAGAAACUGCGCCAGGAAACCGGCGACGACCGGUGGAAAGCUCCGAUCGAAAACUUGCAGCGCUCGGUGGCGCAGACAGUGCUAAGCUCAAUGUAUCGGCCGAUUUUGCUCCUAACAUUAGAGCCAAUGUGCUUAUGCCUUUGCAUUUUCUCGGCCGUCCUAUUGGGUAUUCUAUACCUCUUCUUUGGUGCUUUCCAACUAGUCUUUGAUGAGGUGUAUGGACUAGUAUUGUGGCAACGUGGCCUGUGUUUCCUUGGUAUGUUUGUUGGAAUGGUUAUAGCCAUUUUGUCAGAUCCGAUCUGGCGCCGAAAUUACGUUCGCUUGGAGCGCAACCACGAGAAAGCCACGAACAAGAUUGAUGACUUCCAGCCGGAGUGGCGGCUGCCCCCGGCGAUCCUGGGAGGGCCCUUGGUUACUAUAGGUCUUUUCGUUUUUGCCUGGACAAUCUAUCCUAAUGUCCAUUGGAUUGUGCCUAUCAUUGGCAGUGCUAUUUUCGGUGCAGGGACAAUUCUGGUUUACUCGGGUAUAUUCACGUUCCUGGUCGAUGCAUAUCCAACUUUUGCUGCCAGCGCUCUGGCAGCGAACAGCUUUACUCGGUCUUCCUUUGGAGGUAUAUUUCCGCUAUUUGGAAUCCAAAUGUAUAACAACCUCGGAUUUCACUGGGCAACUUCCUUGUUAGCGUUCCUGACCCUUGCCAUGACCCCUUUCCCGUAUCUAUUCUUUCGAUAUGGGAGCUGGAUCCGAAGUAAGAGCCGGUUCGCAAAAUCACAGAGAUGA
Penicillium vulpinum is the source of this 1716-nucleotide messenger RNA. RefSeq names its product MFS transporter. Gene Ontology annotation, biological process: transmembrane transport. Gene Ontology annotation, cellular component: membrane. The transcript has 11 exons. Bases 1 to 1716 code for a protein of 571 amino acids. NCBI's taxonomy places the organism in Eukaryota, Fungi, Ascomycota, Eurotiomycetes, Eurotiales, Aspergillaceae. Gene Ontology annotation, molecular function: transmembrane transporter activity. The record is from RefSeq and is a predicted model, not a curated record.